Molecule: messenger RNA, 1989 nt
Organism: Ramularia collo-cygni
Lineage: Eukaryota; Fungi; Ascomycota; Dothideomycetes; Mycosphaerellales; Mycosphaerellaceae
Exons: 2
Coding region: 1-1989 (662 amino acids)
Source: RefSeq, a predicted model, not a curated record
AUGCUGGACUUUGGAAGGUUGGGUCUUGCCGCACAGCGAACCAUCCCGGCAAUCAUUUUCAAGAAAAACCGCCCUCUACCAACCACUCCAUCGACUUGUGCACGUAUGGACAUCAAGGAUGACAACGAUACGCCUCUCGUAUCAGCCUCUACCCGUCUCAUGGACGAAGACGAUCAACAAGACACAAUGUAUCAAUACCAGAUGCUGAACAAAGACAAUCGCGAGUUUCGACUGCUUGAGCUCUUACCCCUACCAGAGCCUUCAGCAUCACCUCUGAAAUGCAGGAUGAAGCACACCUCAACAAGUCGCGUCGGAGAGCUAGAAUACGAAGCCAUUUCCUACUUCUGGGGAGACCCAAGUCCCAGCAGUAUGGUUAUCGUUGAUGGCAAGAAGCUGCACUUACCUGUAAAUUCGGAGCAGGCUCUAAGACGAAUGGCCCUGCCAGAUGGAUCUAGGAUCGUCUUCUUGGAUGCCGUUUGCAUCAAUCAACACGACUUGGUCGAACGCGCCUCACAAGUUCUACUUAUGGGAGACGUCUAUCGAAAUGCGAAAGCUACUUUGGUUUAUCUCGGAGAUGAAGUUGAUAGUACGGCUGAGGCCUUUGAAAAUUUACGACUCUUGAAUCUGGAGUUUUGCGAAGACCUCCUGGAUAAAGGUGGAUACGAGCAAGUCAUGCGAACAGCUGUGAGAAUGAGACUGAGACCUAGGUCCGAAACUGCGUUGAACGAAGCAGCUUUGAUCGAGCUUUUCGGGCGUCCAUGGWUCAGAAGAGUAUGGGUUGUCCAAGAAAUUGCCCUCGCCACUAAAUCAAGGCUCAUCUGUGGUGCUGAAGAGAUGGACAUGUCGAUUGUCGUUGAAAUUUCUCGCUGGCUUUCCCUGAACCACCAUAUACCCUUCUCACUGGGCGAGGCGAUCUUACCAGUUGCUUCAUUCUGGUCUGCGAGCCACCUGCUCACUCACCACCGCGGCACAAGAAUCACGGCGAUUUUGAGAAACGCUGAGCUCUGGCAAGCUACUGAUCCCAGGGACAAAGUAUUUGGUAUGCUUGGGCUGUUGGAGAAGAAAGACGCCGAGAGCAAAUUGCUAGCCCCUGACUACACCAAGCCGGUCUUUCAUGUGUUCCGGGAUGCUGUCAAAUACUGCAUCGCCAAUGCUUCCCAAAGACCACUUCGGAUCUUGAACGAUAUCUCACAUCGUGGGGACAGAAAGUUUUUGGACUGUGAGUUCCCAUCUUGGGUCCCUCGACUCGAUCGUGUAUAUGACAGCGACUACGAUCCCGGGAGGCUUCACACGAGGAAUGAGCACAGCACUUUCGGUGAUUGGAAAUACGUGAGUACCACAGUCAAUCUACUCAGCGACGAACCAGACAUCUUGAUCUUGUCGGGCAUGGGAAUGUGCACCAUUUCGGGAGUCUCACACACAUACAUCCCACCCGCAAGAUUCCAAGGUGCUACCCAGUACUGCACCGCAUCAUACCGGGUCAAAGACCUUCCCAAGAUCUUCCAGAGUCGGGGUCUUUCCCCUGCAGCGGUUGCUCGAACGCUAGUCGCCGACGACCACCGUAUACUCUCGGAAAAAUACAAAGACCAUCUGGAUGGACUGGGAAAGUUCAUGCAUCACUUUGGAGAUCCAUCAGUCAUUACACCCGACGAGAUUGAGAAGACUCACGCCCGCUCACCGGUCAGACAUGCCCAAUACUACAGUACCGCCAUGGCUAGGGUUUCCAUUCAUCGGAGAUAUGCCAUUAUGAGUAAUGGGACUAUUGGUUUGGUUCCUCAGCUGACGGAACCCUCGGAUGUAGUGGUUAUGAUGCAUGGUGGUCAAUUUCCAUUUGUGCUUCGUCCUUGUGGCGGUGACGGUGGCAGCGGCGAGGACUUCUUCUUUCUUGGAACGUGCUACGUGGAUGGCUGGAUGGCAGAGCAGGAGCAUGCUGAGGAAUUGCAUCACCUUAUGCUAGAUACGAAACCUGUGACUUAUAGGUUACGAUGA